CCUUAUCCUACAGUUAGAGAACUUCUGCUUUGGGAGGAAUUGCCAAUUCUCACAUCUGAAGUCGGAUUAAGUGAAAUAAUGAGAAGACGCAAGUUGUUCCUCCCUUGUCAGUAAACAGUCAGACCCUGGAAUUAAGAACAUCACUAUGGGAGCACAGAAUUCUAAACCCAUCCACAAAAAGCAGUCUCGGGUGGUUAUGUUGGGUCUUGACUUUUCUGGAAAAUCAACAAUUCUUUAUAAACUUAAAAUAAAUCAAACAGUAGAGACUUUUCCAACAGUUGGAUUUAAUGUAGAAUCUCUAGAAAUAGCCAAGAAUGUUUUUGUAACAGUGUGGGAUGUGGGAGGCCAAGACAAACUGAGAUCAAACUGGAAAGAGUACUUAGAAGAUACGGAUGUCCUCAUCUUUGUGGUUGACAGUACUGAUAAAUCCAGGAUACAGGAUGCUACGGCAGAGCUGCUGACAAUAUUGAACAAUGAAAAUAUGGCUGGAGUUCCAUUCCUGAUUUUAGCCAACAAACAGGAUGUACCCGAGGCCCUUUCCACCAAGGAACUAGUCAAUGCUCUAAAACUAGAAAACUACGACGAUAGAGCAUGGGAAAUACAAGGAUGCAGUGCAUACACUGGGGAAGGAUUGGCUGAGAUGGUGAAUGCAGUGUUGCGUCUACUGAGGAAGACAUGAGACCCAUAAUUUAAUGUUUUAGGUUUUUGGUCCUUAAUCUAAAUUCAAAAUGAACUACAGUGAAACCUGUAUAAAAGACCACUUCUCUGAAAAGACCUCUUCUUUAUCUAAACCAGACUGCGUGUGACAGUUUCAAGUUACAUUAUAUACUGGCUAUCAUUGUUCAGAGAACCACUCCUCUAGAAAAUCAUUUUUCAAUAUAAUUAUGGGUGGUUGUUUCAAAGAUGUUUCUACUGUAUAUUGUUUACACGUCAACUUGUUUCAUUUAGUUAUAACUAUUGAUGAGUGAAGCAAUUAGUCUCAUCCACCAGGGUUCUACAUCUGUGAGGGAGUGUCCCCUUGCUGCUUGAUUGACAGGGCCGAACAUCUUGGCAGGCCCUGAUAAUUUCACGCCUAAGCACUGAGGCUCUGCGUCUUCAGCAGCCACUGUUCAUGCGCCGCUACCCAGAGGUGUAGUAGCAUAUGCACAGUCGCUGCUCUAGUAACAGAAGCAGAUACUCUGUGCUUGUGCUGCUACACAGAGCAGCUGUACCGGCGCAAGAGUAUCAGUUCUGGCCAAAAUGUCCUGCCCUAUCAGUCAAGCAGCAAGGGUAGUGUCUUGAGUUUUUAGGACACCCCCUCACCUCUUGCACUUAGUUGUUUCACACCAUGAAAUGCCGUGUAAUUUGCAGGCAGGAUGCCAUAGAGCAGGAGGAGCUGAGCAGAUGGAUAUAUAGUUUUAUGGGAAGAGAUUCAGUAAAACCUGUAAUUUAUAUAUUUUAAUCUCUGCUAUUUCAGAGCUCUGUAGCCAAGUGGGCAAUUUUAUCAAUGACUGACAGCUAUCUAUUUAUACAUACACAGAGAAUGCUAUCAAUCACUGAGAAGACAGUCCCUGCAUACAACUGAGCUCAGAAAGAGCAGAGAUAUAAAUGUAUAAAUUAUAAGCAGAAUUUUCACCCCACAAUAUAUAUAAUAUAUAUAGCUCAGCUCCUCCUGCUCUAUAAAAUGCUGCCUGCAGCUUGCACUCCAUUUUCAGGUUAACAGGUUCCUUGUAACAACCACUGUAUAGUGUUUUUAUGCCGGCUGGUCAGGGCACUGAUUGGGGGCCAAUAAACAUGGUAUUCAAUCAUAUGAUCA
Messenger RNA from Bufo gargarizans (Asiatic toad), 1795 nucleotides. It is a transcript of the gene ARL11, whose product is annotated as ADP ribosylation factor like GTPase 11. The transcript is spliced from 2 exons. NCBI's taxonomy places the organism in Eukaryota, Metazoa, Chordata, Amphibia, Anura, Bufonidae. Bases 146 to 679 code for a protein of 177 amino acids. Gene Ontology annotation, biological process: intracellular protein transport; vesicle-mediated transport. The record is from RefSeq and is a predicted model, not a curated record. Gene Ontology annotation, cellular component: cytoplasm. Gene Ontology annotation, molecular function: GTP binding; GTPase activity.